This is a messenger RNA of Zerene cesonia (dogface butterfly), 2766 nucleotides long. RefSeq lists its product as uncharacterized. Bases 170 to 2761 code for a protein of 863 amino acids. The record is from RefSeq and is a predicted model, not a curated record. The transcript has 12 exons. Lineage: Eukaryota; Metazoa; Arthropoda; Insecta; Lepidoptera; Pieridae.
UCAUCUGUAAUAGUAUUUUAGCGGGAAUGUCUUGUUUUCCGAAAGUACCUACCUAAAACAAAAACAAACUAAUCGCUAUUGAUUAUGUAUCCGACUUCUUAUUAUUAGAGUGUAUCUUUCGAUUCGAUUAAUAUUCGUGAAGUAAAUAACAUAAAGUUUACAAUUUGAAAUGGACGAUUCACAAAGUUCGGACGUAUUUUCUGAAACGAGUAUUGAAGUUAACAACUCUGUAAUUACAGUAUCCAUUAUGGAUGCAGACACAUAUAAAACUCUAUUGCAUAGUUUAAAAUCCUCAUUAUGUAAGGACAAGAAACAGAUAUCAGUUAAAUAUUUUAAUGAAAUUUUACGUGACUGUGAAAUAUGCAUAUAUCAGUGCUUAAAUGUCAUAGCGAGUGCAUUAGAAGAUACGAAUUUGGAAUUUAUAAGACUGUGUGAGCAUAUAGAAGAUGCAGUAUGUUUACUUCAAGUGCUAUCAAGCUCUAUAAAAAAUGCAAUAGAGUCCUUUGCUUUGGCUUGCUGUAGUAUAAAGGCAUAUCCCACAAUUACAGGAAACAUUAUUUUGUCGGUGUUUACUCACUGCAAGGAUAGUGAAUGUUUGUAUGGAGUUAAUAUAUAUAAGGUGGAGAAACAGUUAAAAGACUUGUUCCGAACUUGCCAUGAACUGCAACUAACUUAUCUAAUGUCAAUGGAAAAACACUAUGCAUUUGAUUUAAGUGAAACAGAUCAAUUGGAUGUCUUAUUGAAAGCUUUAGAUAUAAAUCUAAAAAUUGGUGAAGUAGCCCAAGCCCUGGAUGUUAAAACUAUGGCGGAGCAGUGGAAAGCCUACACAGCAAUAUGUGAAAAGUAUUCCAGAUAUUUGUUAGACAAACAAAUAUAUAAUAAGUGUUCAAAACUCUUCAUUGAUAUGAUAAAAAACAACAUGAAGACAGGUGUAGAGGUAAACGAUGAUAAGACGAUAUUGCGAUCGGUAAAAGUUGCAAGUUUUGGGAUCAGAAUAUUAUCAAAGAUAUGUAAUAUAUUCAAAGACGCAACAACUCAUGAUCAUGAAAACAUAUUGGAUACAUUAAUAUAUUUGUUUACCUUCAACAGUUCAUACUUGGAUUUGAAACAAAAAUCGAAACUUUCGAGACAAGUAGAAUCAAAUAUUACAGUUUCAUUGGAAGUACUUCUCAAUCAGCUUGCAACUGAUACUAAAUUUCUUCAUUGUGUUUAUAACUUCAGUGAGAACAACUUUCAAGAAGAUGAAUAUUUUGGUUAUAUUUUACUACUUGCAGCAAUAAUGAGAAAACUUUUAAACAUUCCUAUGGAAUCUGGUGGUAUAAGAAUACGCAUAAUAAGACGUGUGUUUUCAUUACUACCUUCAGGUCACACAUGGUUUAACAUUGCUUUGAAGUUUAAGAUUGGUAGAGAAUGUGAAGAUCAGACCUAUAGUUUAUUUGCUUAUUUACUAACAGUCACAGUGGCGUUUGCCAAAACAUUUAAUUCUGAAGAAUUUUCUAUCCUAGAACGAAUUAUGUAUGAGAGUUUGUUGAAUACUGAUUGCUAUAGAGCUGUUUUUGCAGGAAACUUAUGGGUGAUCUUAUUAAGAUCAUGCGAUCCAAGACUGCUUUCCAACACACUCAUGUCUUUAAUAAAAGUGUAUCAAAAACUUACAAACAUUAAAUCAUUCAAUGGUUCCCCACAAAAAAUCUUUCUCCUCUAUACCUUGAGAAGAUUAUUUCAACAUUGUUCACAACAGGAUAAAUUGUUAAUAUAUAAACAAUAUAAUAUACUGGAUAAACAAAAUAUGAAUGUAUGGAUCGGUUUGCGGAUAUCGAAUUUGCCAUUGAACGUGCAGUAUAAUGCAGAACAUUUAGUUUUCGAUAAGUUACAAAAAGUGUUCCAUGGUUUGAGAAUAGAUGAUGAUGAAGGCGUUGAUAAUAUGAUUCAAUUGAUUAAUUUAGCAGCGACCUGUAAACACAACGAUGACAACAUUAUAGAAUUAUUAGACAAAAUGUGGGGAAGAGCUUGUCCUAAAUGUAACUAUGAAGUUAGGGAAUUUGACGAGAGCUCCGUUUGGUAUUUUAGAUAUGUUGAAGCACUGAUUUCCCUCACUGAAUCUGUAAGGGAUAGAAUUACGAAACAUGUUAAAAUUAAGAUUCUCCGUAUAAUUGCCAGGAUACUCAAAUCAGAAAACCUGGAUCUUAUCUAUCUCUCAUUACCAACGUUUUGUGCUUUAUAUGAUCGUCACUUAGAUAUACAAUCAAAUAUCUUGCACGAUGUCUUCGAAAAAGUACUUAUUAAUACUGAUUUUGCGUCACGACAAUAUAUAUUCAAUGUGGUUAGAAAUUUGUUUUUAUCAAAGGAAUUUUGUGACAUAGUGCAGGAAGAUUCAUUACAAGAUAUAUUGACUGAAUUUAAAGAGUAUGAUAACAUACAAAAUAAUAUGAAUGUAUUGAAAAAUCAGCUUGAAAAUGUACAGCGAAAUGAUUUUAGUCAUAAGUGCUUGAAAUCUCAAGUAUGUAACACGGUUUCGGCGCGCAGUCAAAGUAAAAGUAAUUUCGAUUUGGCCGAUAUUGACACACUUUUUGAUAAUGAUAGUGACAAUGAACCGAGUUGCAAACGAGUUAAAUUGAAUGUGAAUGAAAUCGAAGCUCUAGUAUUGAGGAUAGAAGCAGAUGCUGCUUCAUUGUGUGAACUCAAAGAAAAUGUUUUGAGCGAAGAUCAUAGAAGAAGAUUAUCUGAUGUCUGUGUAAAAGUUAGGAAUAUAAUUGAAAAUUGAAAUGU